Molecule: messenger RNA, 1626 nt
Organism: Diceros bicornis minor
Lineage: Eukaryota; Metazoa; Chordata; Mammalia; Perissodactyla; Rhinocerotidae
Gene: GMPPA
Product: GDP-mannose pyrophosphorylase A
Exons: 13
Coding region: 155-1417 (420 amino acids)
Biological process (GO): biosynthetic process
Cellular component (GO): cytoplasm
Molecular function (GO): transferase activity
Source: RefSeq, a predicted model, not a curated record
GUGGCGAAAGGGGUAGAGGGCAGGGGACGGCCCCUAGCUAGAGGGCGGGCUCGGGGGUCUGGGUUGCCUCCCCGCACGUCCGCUCCUGUGUGGGUCCCACAGCCCCUAGCUACGCAAGGCUAAGGCUUAUAAGGUUUAGGUAGCAGGCACCAUCAUGCUGAAGGCUGUGAUCCUGAUUGGAGGCCCUCAAAAGGGGACUCGCUUCAGGCCUUUGUCUUUUGAGGUGCCCAAACCCCUAUUUCCGGUGGCGGGGGUCCCUAUGAUCCAGCACCACAUUGAGGCCUGUGCCCAGGUCCCUGGGAUGCAGGAGAUUCUGCUCAUUGGCUUCUACCAACCCGAUGAGGCCCUUACCCGGUUCCUGGAGGCUGCCCAGCAGGAGUUUAACCUUCCGGUCAGGUAUCUGCAGGAAUUUGCCCCCCUGGGCACGGGGGGCGGUCUCUACCAUUUCCGGGACCAGAUCCUGGCUGGAGGCCCCGAGGCCUUCUUCGUGCUCAACGCAGACGUCUGCUCCGACUUCCCCUUGAGCGCCAUGUUGGAUGCUCACAGACGCCAGCCUCACCCUUUCUUGCUCCUUGGCACCACGGCUAACAGAACGCAGUCCCUCAACUACGGCUGCAUUGUAGAGAAUCCACAGACGCACGAGGUCCUGCACUAUGUGGAGAAACCCAGCACAUUUGUUAGUGAUGUCAUCAACUGCGGCAUCUAUCUCUUUUCCCCGGAAGCCCUGAGGCCCCUGGGGGAUGUCUUCCGGCGUAAUCAGCAGGAUGGGCAACUGGAGGACUCUUCAGGCCUGUGGCGGGGGGCGGGUACCAUCCGCCUGGAGCAGGAUGUGUUCUCAGCCCUGGCUGGCCAGGGCCAGAUCUACGUGUACCUCACUGACGGGAUCUGGAGCCAGAUCAAGUCUGCAGGCUCAGCCCUCUAUGCCUCCCGCCUCUAUCUGGGCCAGUACCAGCUCACUCACCCAGAACGCCUGGCCAAGCACACCCCAGGGGGUCCACGGAUCCGAGGAAACGUUUACAUCCACCCAACGGCGAAGGUGGCCCCAUCGGCUGUGCUGGGCCCCAACGUCUCCAUCGGGGAGGGGGUGACCGUGGGCGAGGGUGUGCGGCUCCGAGAGAGCAUUAUUCUCCAUGGAGCCACGCUGCAGGAGCACACGUGUGUUCUGCACAGCAUAGUGGGCUGGGGGAGCACCGUGGGGCGCUGGGCCCGUGUGGAGGGCACCCCCAAUGACCCCAAUCCCAACGACCCCCGAGCCCACAUGGACAGUGAGAGCCUCUUCAAGGAUGGGAAGCUGUUGCCUGCCAUCACCAUCCUGGGCUGCCGCGUCCGGAUCCCUGCUGAGGUGCUGAUCCUGAACUCGAUUGUUCUGCCACACAAGGAGCUGAGCCGAAGCUUCACCAACCAGAUCAUCCUCUGAGGGGGGCUGCCAGAAGCCCCCCAACUCCUCCUUGUUCCUCUCGAGGCUACUGCCUGCAUGGCCAGCCUCUGUCCAGAAAGGACCGGAGGAAGCCAGGCAGGAUCUUCACACGCUGGGGGCAAUGUGGGUGGCCGGGGGACUCCUGGCCUCCCUCUCCACUCCCUAAUAAACCCCGUAAACCUUGGAGCCAGCACGGACUCCGCUUGUGC